GCAGCUUGGAAACUGAAACACCGUCCCCAGAAGUAGUUCGUGUAGCCAGCAAAUCCUCAAAAUAAUCGACCAUGAGGUUAUUCUUCCUCUUAAUGACUGGAUGUUUAUUGCACAAAGUAAAGGGCCAACAGUGUAGUGGGACUGGUAUUAACGGAAUAGCUGCCUGCAAAUGUAACUUUAUGGAGGCCUGUGAUGCACAAGGAAACCUGAAUGGCAACUUAGCACAAUACUUGCCGACAGGUGUGCAUCAGUUCGGGCUUUUCGAGCAAGGGCAGCAAAACCUGGCAUAUUUGUGUGAAGGCGGUGGAGCAGUAGGGAUUCUUUAUGACUGUAAUAACCGAAUUCCUCUCUAUGCGGCCACUGUGAUUAAUGGGGCCCAGUUAUCAGGAAGAGACCGAGGGGGUCGACCACGCAUUAGAUUUUCACAAAGCAGGUUGCUCAAACCGCGUUUUCAACAAGAAAAUAGAGAUUACGUACGCGCUACUGAGCGAGAACUUUGCUUUAAAAGUAAAACACUAAAUGGUGCGUACCUCUUUGAAAUGGAGUGGUUGAUAGCAAGUGGAAGCAGAAAACGUCCCAGGAAUUGUCCAAAAACAUCAAUACACCGCGGGCACUUGAUUGCCUCUCAAUACGGCCGCAACAAUCAAGCCAAGAAGAGAGCAACUUUUACCUACACCAAUGCUGUGCCUCAAUUCGGAAUGUUUAAUUCGCAACCUUGGCAAGUCUGCGAAAGCCGACUUAUUACAUGGGGAAAUCAAAACUGUGCUCAAGUGAAAGGUGCAACAAAUGUUCAGUUUUUUAUCGUGGUUGGUGCUAUCCCAUCGACAGCAGGUCAAUCCGCGAAACCGAGAUAUUUUGGCAAAGGGGGCUUCAGCGACUUCAAAGACAGUAUCGGCGAUUACCGGGUGAACGUGCCUAGCGACUUGUGGACUGCUGCGUGCUGUAGUUACAGCGAUAAAGGAACACUGAAAUAUCACAGCACGGCCUUCUGGAGGGAAAACAAUCCGGGAAAAGCACCAUGUCAAAGGACAGACGUAGGCGGCUUGACGAGGGAGUUGUCCAAACGGAUUCACGGUGGGACCGUGAGUUUCAAUCUAUUUCCGACUAAAUCCCAGUGCAACAAUAAGGGAAAUUAUAUCCCUCUGCCGUGAUACAGAAAGUUAUGUCAGCCACCAUAAGUAAAGAAAUGUCGUCGAGAGCAUAGAAAGAGCUUUUAAUUUUAACAGAGAACUGUAAAGCUUAUUUUUCAAAUCGAGUUUAAGUUCAUCAAGAAAUAAAAACAUCGACGGUUGUAAUCAUGCGCUCACAUGUUCACAUGGUUGCUUUACUCUACAGACUAGCUUUUUGAACUCAAUAUUGAUUUUUAAAAUAUUACUUUAGCGGUUUUAUUUUGUUAACUAUGUACGUUUCUCUAU
This is a messenger RNA of Stylophora pistillata, 1415 nucleotides long. RefSeq lists its product as uncharacterized. NCBI's taxonomy places the organism in Eukaryota, Metazoa, Cnidaria, Anthozoa, Scleractinia, Pocilloporidae. Gene Ontology annotation, molecular function: nucleic acid binding; hydrolase activity; metal ion binding. The record is from RefSeq and is a predicted model, not a curated record.